Molecule: messenger RNA, 8289 nt
Organism: Oncorhynchus tshawytscha (Chinook salmon)
Lineage: Eukaryota; Metazoa; Chordata; Actinopteri; Salmoniformes; Salmonidae
Product: anion exchange protein 3
Exons: 18
Coding region: 2124-5348 (1074 amino acids)
Biological process (GO): monoatomic anion transport; regulation of intracellular pH; transmembrane transport
Cellular component (GO): plasma membrane
Molecular function (GO): solute:inorganic anion antiporter activity; monoatomic anion transmembrane transporter activity
Source: RefSeq, a predicted model, not a curated record
UGAAUCAGUAUCCUGUUUAUUGUACAUUUUUUUUAUUGUUUAAUUAUUUCACUUUUAUUUAUUAUCUAUUUCACUUGCUCUGACAAUGUAAAUGUUCCCAUGCCAGUGAAGCCCUUUGAAUUGAAAUUGACUUGAGAGAGCGAAAGGGAGAAAGACAGCGAAAGAGGGAGAAUAUAUUUGAUUGCAUUCUCCAGGCCAUCAGCACCUUUUUGAAUGUCAUUUAAUUGGGAGAGAGGAUGGACCAUUUUGGCAAAUAGAUGGGCAGCACUCUCUGGUCUCCCAUGAUCCUGCGGCAAUAAUUAACACGAGAUCAGUGGUCGAUUCUCCUUGACAGCGACCCUGCCCCAGGCUCUUCCUGCUUUUAUCCACCCAGCAUGGGAAUCAUUGACCGGCCGCUCAGACUAGAUUAAAAUGGAACCAGAAACAGACAAGCUAUCAGAUGUAGGGGACGGACAGAAAGAUUUCAGGCUAUACCGCAUAUAUACCGCAUAUAUCCAUUAGCUCAUGUAUUUUCCAGCUCUUCCACUUCGAUGAGUACAUAUUGUAAUUCAGUCACAGCACACAGAAGUGUAUUUAUCAUGCAAGAUGAUAGUUUAAUGUGGUACUGUUUGAUGGUUUGAUGUUUCGUGAUGGUUAACUUACAUUAUGUAAGCCAUAGAAUAGAUUUUUUUUAACAGGACAUAACUUUCAUUAAUUACUAUUCCAAACAAAUUAAACUUCUCCGCGUGACCAUUGACUUGUUCAGCAGAGUCUUGUCACAGUAAAACAUCCAGUAUAGUACUGCAGUUUAAUCUAGAACUGCAGCAGUCAUGACAACCGUUUCAAAUGGUGACAGAGGUUUGCCCUGUCUUGCCCGAGGCACUGUGAGUUCCAUUGCCCCACUGAGAGUGUACUUGUUCAUUCACUGUGAGUAACAUGGCUGAUGUGGGCUACCAAUGGCUGAUGAUGGCUACCAGUGACCAUGCUUGACACAAUGCUGUGGAGCAGGCUUGCUUUGAAGCAUAACCAACAUGUGCUUAUGUUCAGAAUGCCUCUAAGCAAGUGAAACGCACACACACAUUCGCACACACACACACACACACACACACACACACACACACACUGUAAACACAGGUUUGAGGAAAGGUCAGUGUUCAACUCAGGUACCCGUUGUGGGCGAAGGAUGACAGGACAUUAGAAGUAAUCAUUGUUUCCAUGGAGACAGUGCUGGAGACAGGCUCUUGCUCCUAACCAGAGUUCCAUUCUGUACAGAGGCAGUAUGACUACUGUUUUUCUGUCUCUGUGUUUGUGAUAUAAUGCUUUUUUCAGUUGUUUGGAUGUUUUCUGAGAGAAGAAGAGAGCUUUCACUUCCAUGUUUUUUUCUUGAGCCUCUGAUUUAGCCUUGACUGUGCUCCUGCUGCCUGCCCUGGCUGUGACAGGGUGCCAUGGAAACCAAAACGGGGGUGCGUCACCCCACCCGCAUGCCCCGCCUCAUCCCAGCAUCUAUCCCAGGAUCAAUGGAUGGCCGGCACUACGGAAACUGGUGAAUUAGCCCAAUAGAUUAGAGGAAGGUCUGAAAACAAGUGCUUCAGUUUGUAUCAAUACUUAUCUUUGGAAUGACAGCUUGAGCCAGUCUGCUGCUGAAUCGUGCCGAAAUCUACUAGAGAAACCACUACUACCUCUGUCUACGCCACUGAGAGGACAGCAGCAGUGUGACAUUUCUCUUCCACUUUUCAGUUUGAUUGGGACGCUAAGAAGAUAAAUAUCUGUUUUUAGUAGUCUUUUUUUUGUCAGCUUUUUUUUUAAAAUCCCAAACCGUUAUCUAGAGUGGACUUCCAGUGACAGCAGAUACUUCAUACGAGGACCUAUUUAUAGUAAUCUGCAGAUUGGACAUAGCCUUUUGGUAACCAGCAGCCACUACUUCAGCUUGGCUUGUGCUGGAGCUUCUGUUCCUGACGAAUAUCAACCCCAUCAAAACACAGAACCGCUCUCUGGUUCCGUGAGGCUCAGGCUUGGCUAACAGCUAACACCAACAAACGGUGAGGUGCUGCAGGUGAGAGAACGCCAGAACCCUGGAUGAGCAGGGCGCCCACCCGGAGUGGGGUGGGGAAGAGGCACCACAGACACCGUCACAGACCCAGGAGAUGACAGACCCCAUGGGGCAGGAGAACCAGGGACCACCAGCCCCCUGUCCAGAGGUGGUGGUGGUGGGGGAAAAACACCCAAAAACCAAGACGACCACCAACAUUCACACACCAGGGACCUUGGUCACCCCACACCAGCGCCCCUCUGUGAACCACCGGCACAACGAGGGAGCAGAGGUUGUGCACCGCGCCUCUCAGUUCAACAUGGAGGGCUUGGAGGACUUUGAGGAGUUUGUGUUGAAUUUUGACGAUUAUGACCUGCUUGAAUCCAUCCAUGACCACCUGGGGUCCCCUGAGGACACAGUCCCCCUGGAGCCCGACCAUGACCAGCUGGGAUCCCCUGAGAACCCAGAACCCUUGGGACCCAUCAGUCACCGAUUCGAAGACAACCCUGGGAUGAGGCGUCAUCUGGUGAAGAAGUCGUCUCGAUGCCAGCUCACUCAAAACAGCAAAAGCUCUCCGACCCAGUCCAGCCUGAAGAGGAAGAAGAGGGUGGCUGACAAGAAGACCCAUGAGGUGUUUGUGGAGCUCAAUGAGCUGAUAGUGGAUAAGAACCAGAAGAUGCGCUGGAAGGAGACUGCUCGUUGGAUCAAGUUUGAGGAGGACGUGGAGGAGGAGACAGACCGCUGGGGAAAACCCCAUGUGGCUUCACUCUCCUUCCGCAGCCUGCUGGAGCUUCGCAGGACCAUCACACAUGGUGUGGUCCUGUUGGACCUGGAGCAGACCACUCUGCCUGGCAUUGCCAACCUGGUGGUGGAGACCAUGAUCAUCUCAGACCAGAUCAGAGCGGAAGACCGGGCCAACGUGCUCCGUGCCCUGCUGCUCAAACACCACCACCCCAACGACGAAAAGGAGGGCCUUUUCCACCGCAACCACUCUACUAAAAGCCUUCACGGCAGCUUCCAACGCAACCACAACCACGUUCCCGACACCACGGUGCCCCUAGUGGCUGAAGAUCCUACAGAGGCCCUCCACCAUGAAAAGAAGCAGCAGAGCAGAGAUGUGUUUAAAUCACUCCAUCCCCCCCUGCCGAUGGCUCUCCAACAACAGGUUACCAAACACACAAAACUCCUAGCGAAGAUUCCCAAGGACGCAGAAGCAACCGUGGUCUUAGUGGGUUGCGUGGAGUUCCUGGAGCAGCCAGCCAUGGCCUUCAUCAGGCUGAGUGAGGCGGUCCUGCUGGAGUCGGUCCUGGAGGUGCCGGUGCCGGUUCGUUUCCUCUUUGCACUGCUUGGACCCGCUCAGUCCAACAUGGACUACCAUGAGAUUGGACGCUCCUUCUCCACCCUCAUGUCUGACAAGAACUUCCACGAGGUGGCCUACUUUGCGGACGACCGGCAGGACCUGCUGAACGGCAUUAAUGAGUUCCUGGACUGCAGCAUCGUCAUCCCCCCGUCAGACGUGGAAGGAAAGGACCUGCUGAAGACAGUGGCCUCCUUCCAGAAACAGAUGCUGCGCAAGAGGAAGGAGAGAGAGAACAUUAAGACCCACACCACCCCCUGGACAGACCAGGAGACCAAAGAGGUGAGCCAGGAUGAGCAGGAAGAGGAGGAGGACCAGGAGGUGGACCCCAUGAAGAGGUCGGGCAUCCCCUUCGGAGGCCUCAUCCAUGACAUCAGGCGGCGCUACCCGCGCUACGCCAGCGACAUAAAGGACGCCUUGGACUCACAGUGCAUCGCCGCUGUCAUUUUCAUCUACUUCGCCGCCCUCUCACCCACAAUCACCUUUGGAGGGCUGCUGGGAGAGAAAACAGAGGGCAUGAUGGGAGUGUCGGAGCUCAUCAUCUCCACAGCGACCCUGGGGGUACUUUUCUCUCUGAUGGCCGGACAGCCCCUCCUCAUCAUCGGCUUCUCAGGACCCCUGCUGGUGUUUGAGGAGGCCUUCUUCAAGUUCUGCCAGGCCCAGGGCUUUGAGUACCUAACGGGCCGGGUGUGGGUCGGCUUCUGGCUCGUCUUCAUAGUGCUGUUGAUAGUGGCGGCCGAGGGAAGCUUCUUGGUUAAAUACAUCUCACCCUUCACCCAGGAAAUAUUUGCCUUCCUCAUCUCACUCAUCUUCAUCUACGAGACCUUCUCCAAGCUCAUCAAGGUAUUCCAGGAGCAUCCUCUGAUGAGAAGCUACCCGCCUGCUUUUGGCCUUCCCGGCAUGGAGUUCACUAACCCCACAGACCCCCAUGGCCCCAUCCUAAACCAACCCAACACGGCCCUGAUGUCUUUCAUCCUCAUGCUUGGUACCUUCUUUGUGGCCUACUUCCUUAGGAAAUUGCGCAACAGUCGAUUCCUGGGCGGGAAGGCCAGAAGAAUCAUCGGAGACUUUGGCAUCCCCAUCUCCAUCCUGUUCUCUGUACUGUUGAGUUACUCCGUCCCCGACACAUAUACCCAGAAGCUGAAUGUACCGUCUGGUUUCUCGGUCACGUCUCCUGACAAGCGGGGCUGGUUCAUCAGUCCGUUCGGUGACCUCAAGCCCUUCCCCGCGUGGAUGAUGGGGGCAUCGGUGGUGCCCGCCCUCCUCGUCUUCAUCCUCAUCUUCAUGGAGACACAGAUCACCUCACUCAUCGUAAGCAAGAAGGAGCGUCGCCUGGUCAAGGGCUCUGGCUUCCACCUGGACCUGCUGCUCAUCGUCACGCUGGGCGCCAUGUGCCCUCUGUUAGGCCUGCCCUGGCUCACCGCCGCCACGGUGCGCUCUGUCACGCACGUCAACGCCCUUACUGUCAUGAGCAAGGCCACAGCGCCCGGCGAGAAGCCUGUGAUCCAGGAGGUGAAGGAGCAGCGGUUGACGGGCCUGGUAGUCGCCGUGCUCGUGGGUAUGUCCCUCGUGAUGACAGAUGUGCUUCGUCACAUUCCGCUGGCCGUGUUGUUCGGGAUCUUCCUCUACAUGGGCGUCACGUCAAUCACCGGCAUCCAGCUCUACGAGCGCAUCACUCUCAUGUUCACGCCCGCCAAGCACCACCCUGACCACAUAUAUGUGACCAAGGUGAAGACGUGGCGUAUGAACAUGUUCACCAUCAUCCAGCUGGCCUGCAUCAUGUUGCUGUGGGUGGUCAAGUCCACCGUGGUCUCGCUCGCCUUCCCCUUCAUCCUCAUCAUGACCGUGCCGCUCCGCCGCCUCAUCCUCUCCCGGAUCUUUGAGGAGCGUGAGCUCCAGGCGCUCGACGGGGAAGACGAGUCAUCCCCCAACUUUGACGAGGAUGGUCGGGACGAGUAUAACGAGAUUCACAUGCUUGUGUAGACACGUGACACGGGGAGGCCCAAUAGGCUCUCUCUGUCUUCCAACACGAACCAAUUACGAGCAAGCUUCUUUGGAAGGCAAACCUUAUAAUGUCUGGGUAGCUGUGUUUUUCACCCCCCACAGAUGUGCUGAGGGUAGAAUAUUUGUCCAACAGAGAAACAUUAUGUAUACAUAUAUAUAUUAUAUGUGUAUAUUACUGUGUGUACGUAUAUAUUCAAAUCUUGCUCCUCUUUGAUCUAAAAAUGCUGUAAAGGAAUAACCCCACUGUUAUGAUUUAUGUCUGUGUGUCCUGCUCCAACUAUAGAUGUUUUCUCCCAGAAAGUCUGUAUCAACUCUACUGCCCUACUGUGACAGUGUGGGUGAGGAAUCCUAAAGUGUGUGACAUGGACAAUGCACCAUGUCAACACAGACCAGUCAUUUAAAAACCCUCCUCCCUACACAAGCUCUGGACAUGGGUUCCUCCCCAUAUCCUUCGACGGUCAAGCUCACUACAGAUUCCAGGCGUACGUGUCGACAACCCCAAGGAUUCCAGUAGGUUGGUUUCCUCGCCCAGUGUUGGAGUCCCAUAUUUUUGGGGCACCGGUGGGAUGAACACUGGUUGUACGACAGCCUCACAGGUUUCACCAGGAGCCAAUACUCCACUGCCUGCUCAGCGUAACUGCCUUCCUUCCCCCUCUUCUUCAUACUGUAGCCAUUAUCAGUGCAGUUUGACGUCGUCGCUAACCAAACAGUAUGACGUUCCCUUUUAUUUGUUUUUAGUUGUUUGCUACUCACAGGACACGUUCAUCUUUGACCUUUGCGAUUCACCUGCACUGCCACACCAGUUCACCGGUCCAAGAACAGAAGAAGAAUCAUUGGAUGAGACCUCUCAAUGCAUUUCCCCUGAAACGAAGAUGCACUGAGGACUGCGUGUGUGUUGGAGGAGUUUUUCUUGAUGAGGUAUAUUCUGCAUUACAUGCCAGUCCAAUGAUGUCACUGUGGAUGUAUAUGUGAACACAUUGUGAUCUGCUGACCUUGAAUACGUUUAAAUUGUUUAUUUAGUAUUUGUGACCAUACGAAUGAAAUGUUAUCCUACCUAUUUAUUACAAUUUUGUUUUAGUUGCCAAAAUUUUAUGAAGCCAUAUUGACAUAUGGGAUGCUUUCUAAAUGUCUGUUUGUUCAAUUAAUAACUUUAUUUGAAACCUUUGUCACAGUCACUGGAAUUAUGUCACAGUUAUCAACAUCACUGUGUAGCACCACUGUCAUUGUGUACUUCCAUGUUCUGAGGGCAACUGUUGGAUGUGAAUGGUACUGAAGCUUCAUAUGAACCCUGACCCUUGAACUGCAAACAGAUCAUUGACCAAUAGUUUGUUGUUCCUGUUGUGAACACAAAUCAGUCGUGACAUUUUCAAAUGUUUUUCAAGUUAUACACAGUUGGUUCAGAAGGGAUUCUAUACAACUUAGCAUUAGUUUAACAUGUAAAGUCACUGGAAUGGACUCUUUGCCUCAAGGUUCAGAGUUUAUACCCCACACAGAAUGUCUGUGUAUUUAAAAUGUAAGUUUUCAUGAGCUGUGUUGCAGAACCAUUUUUGACUGGUUGUAUUAACGCUAGAUGCUAGGAUUGGAGAGUUAUUGAAUGCAUUUUGUGUAUGGACAACCUAUUUAGCCCCACACCAUGUGAGACUUAUUGAAUGUAUAGGCCUACCCAAUGGGCACACACUGGUUGCGACAACAUUGUUUGACGUUGAACCAACGUGGAAUAGACAUUGUAUUGCGUUCAGGGGACAGAAGAAAGACCGACACUAAAAAAUAAUCCUCAGGCGUCGGGGGAAAAAAUGAAGAAUUGGAAUUGUGGUUAUUAUUCAAGAGGAUAUAAGGGUUGUUCUGUUAGUAUUCUCUGAGUGUUGGAACAGGGACAAGAAAAUCAAAUGGUUAUGGGGCCGGAAAAAAGGCCUGGCAUGUUAGACGUUGGGAAUCCACAAUGUUUCGUCACCUGAUACCUCCAUGCUAGCACAGACCAGACCGCCCACCCAAAAUCUAGGAAUAUAGCCUUGUCAUUUUUGAACAGACAUUACCUAGACCUCUCGCUUGAUUGAAAGUCUCCCGGCCCAUUUUUCCCUCAUUUGAUUGGAUGUCCAGGACAAGAAAUGUUUUUGUUGUCUGUACAUUAUGCACACUUGUGAAGGCUAUUAAUAAGUAGACAAUCAGAAAUGUACUCCUGUAUAUCUUUAUGUAUCUACUGUCAUAAGGAAUAUGAUAGAACCGCUAACCCUGUGGCGACAUCCUAUUGUACAAUGAGCUCGUAUUUCCCCAGUCCUUUUUUGUACUGCAUAUUCAUUUGAAUUAAUGAGUCAUUCCCAACUUGUUUGCGCCAUGUAAUAAAUAUGAUGUUAUAAAGGUGAAGCUCCCCUUUAAAUAGUUAUUAUUCUCUUCAGAAUUCUCUAAGCGUCAGGUCAGUGAUUAUUUAAAGGGGAAUUGUACUUUAAUUGAGGGUCUUGAGGCAUUGAAAAGAUGUCCUGCAGGCCACUUGUAAUGAAGCCCAUAUGACGUACUAUUUAUGCCUCAAUACAGGACAAUGACUUUAGUUUCCUGUAGAAUUUUGAAUGGUUUAUACAUGCUAUACUUGCGUGUUAAAAUCAGCUUGAAGUCAUGUCACACACAGAUAUAGUGACACACACAUAAACAUAUUGCCACACACAAACAGAGAUAUAACUCUUUCUGCUCUGAAAACGAUACCUGACUAUAAUGACGAAGUGUGGUUUGUCGGUCUGAGAAUUUUUUUUAUGUGAGUAUAUUUUAUGGUAAAUUAUUCAUUACUUUAGCAUUAGCAAUACCGAAUUAUACUUAUGUUAUGUGGAUACUUGAAUAGCAAUUCAGCCUGCUGUUAUUGUAAAGGCGUUUUCAAACUACUGUAAAACAAAUUAUUUUUUUGUCUGAAAAUAAAUAUUUAUUAUGUGUUUCA